AUGAGCCGCUCAGGUCUGCGAAGAGCCGCUCAGGUCUAUGAUGAGCCGCUCAGGUCUAUGAUGAGCCGCUCAGGUCUACGAAGAGCCGCUCAGGUCUAUGAUGAGCCGCUAAGGUCUAUGAUGAGCCGCUCAGCCGCUCAGGUCUACGACGAGCCGCUCAGGUCUGUGAUGAGCCGCUCAGUUCUACGACGAGCCGCUCAGGUCUGCGAUGAGCCGCUCAGGUCUACGACGAGCCGCUCAGGUCUGCGAUGA
Messenger RNA from Knipowitschia caucasica, 252 nucleotides. NCBI's taxonomy places the organism in Eukaryota, Metazoa, Chordata, Actinopteri, Gobiiformes, Gobiidae. The record is from the annotation of a GenBank genome assembly.